AUGACUGAGGAUAGUGCAGAGACGACUGAGGAUGGCGUAGAGUCAAGGGAGGAUGGCGCCAGGUCAACGGAGGGAGAUGGCACCGGGUCGACUAAUGAGGAUAGCGCAGAGACGACUGAUGAUAGUGCAGAGACCACUGCGGAUGGUGUAGAGACGACUGUGGAUGGUGUAGGAUCAACUGAGGAGAACGGAGCAGAGUCGACUGAGGAAGAUACCGCGGGAAGCACCAAAGGAGACGGCACCAAGUCGACUGAGGAGGUUGGUGCAGAGUCGACUGAAGAAGAAGACGUGGAGAUGGCUAAGAAGGAAGAUAGAGGAGGGGCCACUGAAGGAGACGGCGCCAGUUCGACUGAGGAAAAGGAUGUAGAGUCGACUGAGGGGGAUGGUGCAGGGCUAACUAAGGAAGAAGACGGUGCGGAGAUGUCUGAGAAGGAAGACACCGCAGAGUCGAUUGAGGAAGACGUCAAAGAGACGACUGAGGACGGCACAGAUCCAACCGAUGAAGACGUCGUAGAGUCAACCGAAGAAGACAAUGUAGAUUCGACCGAGGAAGAUGUCGUAGGUUCGACGGAAGAAACCAACACAGAAACGACCGAGGAGACAGGCAGCUCAGCCGAAGACGUAGCCGACGGAAUCACUGAACUCUCAGGCUUAGCAUCAGCCACAUAG
Molecule: messenger RNA, 669 nt
Organism: Exserohilum turcica Et28A
Lineage: Eukaryota; Fungi; Ascomycota; Dothideomycetes; Pleosporales; Pleosporaceae
Exons: 1
Coding region: 1-669 (222 amino acids)
Source: RefSeq, a predicted model, not a curated record